GAAUUCGAACAACUUGAAGCCACUUGGCAGUCAGAGACGCGAGAGUUGACCCAGUUGGUAGAACGUCUGAAAGAGGAGAAUACACAAUUAAAAGAGGCUAUCAAGGAGAAGAGAGAGAAGCGCGAUUCAGUCGCCAAUUUCCGACAGUCCAACGAGGGAUGUGCCGAGGAAAUCCAGCUGAUGCUACGACUCAAAAAUGUAAUCGAUCGACAAAAGGUGGAAAUUCGGGGCAUGCGUCGUCAGCUGGCGCAGAAGAAUGUCGAUCUGGAUGCGGGGCAUUUGGAUAUCGCCGGAACCAGCCUGGAAUUCUCAUUAGCAUCCACUCGCUUGUCUCUCAUUUUUGACUCCGAUGUGGUUCGAAUCCGUGAUCUCUGGACCGACGCAAUGGUGACCAAGGCCAUUAUAAAUGAAAUGCAACAGCAAGCUACGCGACUGGCUAAGUUGAACGCGGUGCUUCGGCGUAAACAUUUCGUGAGCAAGCGUCAAGCUGAUCAAUUACUCAGUGAGAAAACGGAUUUGGAACUGAUGCUUCAGACCAAAGAACAUCUAAUCCAACAGAUGCGGGAGCACGUGUGUCAUCAUCAUCCGAGCGAACCUGGGCGAACUACCCCGUUGCCCAAUGUGGGCAUGUCCACAUCCAUGAUCAAGGAGCUUGCCUCUCCCGGAACGCCGCCUGUUCAGCUAACUGAGUCACAGCUAAUUGAGCGUUUGAAUGCCGAGGAUAAGAUGAUCACGGAUGCGAGAGAUCCUUCACGACCGCAUUUCACGGCUCAGGAAUUGCGCGACCUACUCACUGAGCGCAAUGAGCUCAAAUCUCGUCUGAUUGAAGUAGAAGAGGAAUUGUCCGUGUACAAGAGGGCCGGGGUUUAUGAGGCGCUGUUGGAGCAUAGGAAGAACGGUAUUAUCCAGGAAGUGCACAGCUUGCUUUCUGGCAGUACUUUCACCAUGCAUGUUUCAUGGCACUGUUUGUUCCCCGUUGGCCUUCAUUAG
Echinostoma caproni is the source of this 990-nucleotide messenger RNA. NCBI's taxonomy places the organism in Eukaryota, Metazoa, Platyhelminthes, Trematoda, Plagiorchiida, Echinostomatidae. The record is from the annotation of a GenBank genome assembly.